Phlebotomus argentipes is the source of this 2563-nucleotide messenger RNA. Its product is annotated as adult-specific cuticular protein ACP-20-like. The record is from RefSeq and is a predicted model, not a curated record. Gene Ontology annotation, cellular component: extracellular matrix. Bases 595 to 954 code for a protein of 119 amino acids. The transcript is spliced from 3 exons. Lineage: Eukaryota; Metazoa; Arthropoda; Insecta; Diptera; Psychodidae.
AUCUCUGACUGACAUCUUCCAGUCUGGCUCGCGGUGUUUAUGAUUUAGGGAAAAGUUGAGCGAAUUCACACACUUCGCUUCACCACAAUCAUCGUUUUGUUUAAUCAGCAAUUCAGUAUUUAGAGGCUUUAAGCUUCAAGCGCCCCAAUUAGUGCAUUACAAAAGAAUAUCAACUUUUCAUGACUCGGAAAAUGGCUUAAACACGAAAAAAAUAUUUGACAACCGCCCCGCUCUCCCCUAUUUCUACCUACUACUCUAGAAACGACCAUUUGUUGAUCUUCCGCGCACUCCAAAGUCUCCGGUGAAGAUCGCGCCUAUUGAGUAAUUUGAGUUAUUGCAAUUGUUUCGUAACUCCUCUUCGUCUUCUUCCACUCUGGCCACAAUUACACCUGUUCGGCGGACGCGCGUGCGCCGUGACUGGAAGAGUGUGUGAUCAUCCCGCCACUCUCUCGUUCAGGUAUCACGCCGUCGCCCAUAUAAGAGCUCGUCCCAGCGAUCGGAGGAAGUCAGUUGAGUGCCAGUGCGUCGAGUUGCAUGCGUGCAGAGCUCAUCCAGUGCGAAAGAAAGUGCAAGUUGUGACCGUAAACAUAGACAAUGAAGUUCUAUCAGGCCCUGUUCUGUCUAGUCCUCGCCAUUGCGGCCGUCCUCGCCUAUCCCGGCCAUCACGCCGAGAGCUACGCCAAUCUCAAUCAGCACCACCACGAUCAUCACUACGUCGACGAUCACCACUAUGGCCCAGCGCCUUACAAGUUCGAGUACGGCGUGAAGGAUCACCACACGGGCGAUCACAAGGAGGCCUGGGAGCACAGCGACGGACACCACGUCAAGGGAUCCUACUCCCUGUACGAGCCUGACGGCACCAAGCGCGUCGUCGAAUACACGGCGGAUCCUCACAAUGGCUUCAACGCCGUGGUGAAGAAGGUCGGACACGCCACCCAUCAUUAUCUCCACUGAUUCCCCGCCAAAUCCUAGUUCUUGUUUGUUUGUUUUCUCGUUUGCUCUCAAAGAUUUAAAGAAAUACUCAAUCAUGUAAUUGUUAUGCAGUAAAUAAACUUCCCUUUUGUGAUAUUGAAACAAUUCUCCACGCUUUUCAAUCACUCCUCUCGCUCUGUAAUCACUUUGGCGGCGUGUUUUGUGAUGGAAGGAUAUUUUCGGAACUCUCUUGUGCAGACGAAACUCGCGACGAGCGAUGUCGCGAGUUGAGCAAUAGUGUAAUUAAAUAAACCGUGACAUUGCUCCCGCGCUGGCAUAUGGCAAAUUCUCACGUCUUUUCUGUAUUUUUCCUUUUCCCCUUCGCUCAGCCAGUCCAAAUAAUUCAUGGCAUGCAAAAGGUUAAGAGUCUAGACGUUCUAUUGAUUAUUCCUGUGUGUGUAUUAUUCCGCUGGCCAGUGUUUAUCAAAGCCACCCAAGCUCGCGUCGUGCCUUUAAGAUAAAUGUCUGGCGAUCUCAAACAUGAUUCGCAAUCGUUUAUCAUCAAUAGUUCAUUGGCAUAUGUGGCAAUUAUUGGCUAGCGACACGAGUGGGAGAAGAAAAGAGGAAAAACAGUUGGUGGAAAGUCAGCUAUUUGCAUCAUUCAAUGCAAAACGUGUACAAAAUAAUUGAAACUUGCAAUUUCACCGCGAGGGAUUAGAUAACACGAAAAAAUAAUGCAGAGAAUUGCAUUUUUCGCAGAAAAUUUUUCACUCUCUAUUUGUUCCUCGCGCUUAGAUUCAAACCCAAUAAACGAGGAAGUCAACAUGAGCAAUAUACAACACUGUCAUCAUCAGCUCAAUAGAGUCAGAGGCGCUCGAGUCUUGUGCUGAGAUACAAAAUAGCGAAUUUUCUGCCUUCACCAGCGAAGAGAUACAUUUCCUCUUUCACAUCCACACACAGAGAGAGACGAAAUGGCAACAAGAAGAACGUGAUAUGAGGCAGCGCAAAGCCGUAUACAUUUUUCUUCUUCAUCGCAUUUUCUUCAAUGAAGAGGAAAAAACAGGAAAUUAAUAGCGUCGUGCGCCUGGUCCAGUUUCUAUAUGCGCAUGAAAACGCAUCACGAUAUUCACUCUUGUAGGAGAUCGAAAUAUGUGCAAAAACUUUCACUAUGCAGACACUUGAAUCCACCAAUGAGAUAAACCAUUGUGGCUUGUUAGCAAUUUGUAUACCAUUGAGGCUAUUUUUCCUACUUUUAUCGCACAAUCCACUUCCUGACCCCAUUUCACAUACACAAUCCACCUCUUCGCUUCCAUUCCCAUCUCGAAAUAUUAGGAAAAUAAUGUGAAAAAUUAUCUCUUCACUCCCCAUCGGCGCUCUUUUCCUCAAACCCAAACCGCCUCACACUCAAUAUUCACACAUCACAGUGUCCAUCGUAAAGUCUUGUGAUAUAUUUUUAUCACACAGAUUAUUUAAUGUGGCAUAAUAAAUCCGUUAUGGAAGCACGAUUCAGAAGAAAGCCCAUUUCACUCGGAUAUCGUCUCAAUAGGCCGACAUAUUACGCAUAAAUGCGUCUCUUUUUGAUGUCAAUUUACGUAAAAAUGCAAAGCGAUGCAAAGUGUUUAUGGAAAUCCACAAAAAUGCUUAACAUAAU